Molecule: messenger RNA, 1590 nt
Organism: Lichtheimia ornata
Lineage: Eukaryota; Fungi; Mucoromycota; Mucoromycetes; Mucorales; Lichtheimiaceae
Exons: 2
Coding region: 1-1590 (529 amino acids)
Biological process (GO): peroxisome organization
Cellular component (GO): peroxisomal membrane
Source: RefSeq, a predicted model, not a curated record
AUGUCAGUGGCACAGCCAGACACUAAAACUACUACCUCCACCACCUUCACCACCAAGAAUGGCACAACGACGGUGCAUUUGCCCUUUCUCGAACUCGUGAUUCGACAUGCCAAGCAAGGGAUUGACCAAAUCAAGACCUGGACAACUUGGGAACAACCUCAAAAUGCCGUCCUUGCUCUUGCAUUCUGGUGCUUGCUGUGUCUCCAUUUCUGGACCGUAUUGAUUUACAUUGUGCCCUUGCUGCCUCUUUUAUGGACGAUGCAACGGUGGCCAACACCAACGACUGAAAAAGACAAGGAUAGCAACCGUAAUAGCAGCAGCAGCAGCAGCUUGUAUCAGCAACAUAUUGAUGUAUCAGUGAUCGAUUGCGUGGUUGCCCUUGAGAACAUGAUCCAAACAGCAGUGGAGUCCUUGCAAUGGGAAAAGCAUCCAAACAAGACCAAGAGGAUGUUCCUUGUGUUGGUGUAUGCAUAUGUAUGUUGGGUGACAGCACAUCAGCUGGUCGAUACGUGCCAUGUUGUGAUGGUUACGGGCGUAUUGGUGUUGACUUGGCAAAGCCCAUGGAUGAUAAAAGCACGCGAAUCUGCAAGAUACCCUUUAUCCAUUCUCACCGCCAUUUUCCUUGGUUCGGUCCAGACCCAUUCAGACACUUGCAGCUUGGCACACCAUGCAUUGGCUCAUCAAGAUAAAGUGAUGCGACGAGCAACCAAUAAUCCAGACUUUGUAUUUGUUUUGGUGGAAAAUCAGCGUUAUCUUGGACAAUGGCAAAGCCCUAGUCUUCCAUUCGACUUUGCUCCAUGGACCGAUGAAGCAGGCUUUCCACUGCAACCGAAAUCAACAUUUGCUCUUCCUUCCUCAGUGGUUCAAACAGUAGCAGCGGAUGCCGAAUACAAAAAGACCUGGACAUGGCAAUGGAUGGAUCCCGAAUGGCGUUUAGAGGAUGAUGAACAAGGCAAACGUGAUGAACUUGGAUGGGAAUAUGGUACAAUGGUGUGGACAAUGUUUGACCGGGUCAACAAGGGAUGGCUCUCAACUCGUCGUCGUCGUUGGAUACGUCGUGCUACCAUUGAAUAUCGUGUCGAGGUGACCAAUUCUAAACUCGCUUCCACAUCUUCACCUUCUUCACCAAGACCUACUUCUAUUAUUACAACAUUGGAAUCUGCUGAUACCAACCAUGCUAUAAUCAACAGCAACAACAAUCAUCAACGUCCACCAUCAACAUCUUUCAAUCAUUCAUCAUCUCCUAUCCAAUCUCCAACAACACAAGCCUUCUAUGUCGAUAGUGUUACCAGCCCUACUGUUAGCCCUCGCACGAGUACAGCAUCUAUUUUCAGACAAGAAAGCGCACGAAGAGACACAUUUGGAAUUCCUCGCAUGAGUCAAUCCACAAUUACCGUGAAUGAUCAUAAUAACAGCUCUUCUAUCACACGCUCACGAUCCACCAGUCUUUAUUCAACACCUGCCAUUGGCGAUAAUACCACCACUACUUCACUCGCUUCGACAGUAUCGGAUAACAACAACAAGCGUAUUAGCCGCGAGCCAUCCAAGAAACGACGUGAAGCUGUUUGGAAAAGUAUAGUGCGUACUUGA